Molecule: messenger RNA, 1443 nt
Organism: Babesia bigemina
Lineage: Eukaryota; Apicomplexa; Aconoidasida; Piroplasmida; Babesiidae
Product: aspartyl protease, putative
Exons: 8
Coding region: 1-1443 (480 amino acids)
Biological process (GO): proteolysis
Molecular function (GO): aspartic-type endopeptidase activity
Source: RefSeq, a predicted model, not a curated record
AUGCUCCGCUCGCUGCUGUACGAGCAGCUGAACAACGGCGCAGCGCAGUUCGUCGGUGUAGACGCCGUCACCUCCAGCUCCAUCGCACUGACCGCUGCGCACAGCAAUAGGCUCUGGGCAACCUAUUACGGCGAGAUCAUUUUAGGUAACGUCGAGGAUGAGGGCGACACUUUCAAGGUCCUAUUCGACACCGGCUCGUCGGAGUUGUGGGUGCCGGAUGAGCUGUGCGAGUCCAACGCCUGCCUAACCCGGAAAAGGCUUUCCCGUGCCGAGCGGUGGACGGCCAAGUACGACGACCGCGGCAACUACAUCCCCAUCCUCGUCAAGUACCUCACCGGUGAAAUGAGGGCAAUUGACGGCACCGCCGACGUCAACCUGAUGAACGGCAUCAAGGUGAAAGAUGCAAGCGUCGGGUUGGCAACGAAGCUUGACAUACCCAUCCUCAUGGAGCUGCCGUGGGAUGGCAUAGUCGGCUUGGGCUUCACCACCGAUGAUCAAACUGCACGCGGCGCCCGGCCGAUACUGGAAGCAAUGCAGCAGAACGCGGUCACCUAUCCGCACUUCAGAAACCAAUUUGCUUACUACAUCUCGAAAACUGGUGGAAAUGUGACAUUUGGGGGGUACAACAACGACUACAAGAGAUCGCCGGCCGACGAGUUCCAGUGGGCGCCCGUCAGCAACAAGGGCAGCUACUGGGCCGUGAACCUCCUGCAGUUGACCGUCAAAGAAAAUGAUCGGUUAAAUCGUCACCAGUUCGAUUCUGGGGAUCACAAUGUUGCGCAAUCCGGUACUGACCCCGGAGACGCAUCAAUGGGUGACUCCACAGCCGUCGACGCCAACCAACCAAACGACGCAUCCGGCAAGCUACCGCUUAAUGUUAGUGACAAACAGGGUGCAACGCCCAAACAUCGCAAAACAACAAUCGCAAACACGACCAUGGACGCCGUUAACCCGACUGGAAACCCAGCCGAUGAAUCAGGAUCGGUAGCCGGCGCCACGGCAUCGCAAGCAAACCGAGCGGCCGAGUCGAGGCCGCCACUCCAGUAUCGCAACAAGCUGCAUGACACCAAGGUCAUAAUAGACACAGGCACCUAUCUCAUAUACGCGCCUCAGAAUAUGCAAAAUCUGGUCUCGAGCCUCUUCGUCGACAGUUGCGAUGCCAAACGCAACCUGCCAACUCUGGUUUUUACUGUCGAGGGUACAGGCUUCGGUGGUAACAGCGAGAUCCAGCUGGAGCUGACUCCCGACGACUACGUGCUGCAGUUCACCGACGACGACGGCGAAACCAGGUGCACGCUGGGCAUCAUGGUUGACGACCAGCAGGAGGAGCUGCAGCUCAACGCCUGGACGUUCGGAGAGGUGUUCCUACGUGCGUACUACACCGUUUUCGACUACGACCAGCGGCAGAUCGGUUUCACGCCGAGCAGGGCUGACCUGGGCUAG